AUGACUGCAACCAGCUCUAGGACCGCUUGGAGAGUCCAUAUUAUCACUUACACCCUAGCGCUUGUUGAUUUUGCUGCCGUGCUGGAUUCGACCUCUUUAUCGGUUGCUCUGCCGAUCAUCACUAGAGCUCUCAAUGGAACAUCGAUUGAGGCCUUCUGGGUAGGAACGUCUUUCUACCUCUCCUCGACUGUAUGCCAGCCGAUAAUCUCCCUCAUUUCCGACAUAUGCGGCCGCAGAUUCGCCAUUCUUUCCUCCCUGGUCAUCUUAAUAACAGGAUCCAUUCUCGGGGCGGUCUCGCACAACUUCACGGUCUUACUAUUGGGGCGAUGCCUCCAAGGAUGCGGUGCAGGGGGUGUUUCCGUAAUGGCUGAUGUGAUUCUGACGGAUAUCAUUCCCCUUCGCGAUAGAGGGAAAUGGUACGGGUUGAUGAGUGUCCUAUCCACCAUCGGCUAUAUUACAGGCCCAUUGAUUGGAGGGGCACUUGCACAGCAUGCCAGCUGGCGAUGGAUCUUUUGGAUUACCCUCCCAUUUGCGGGUGUCGGCCUCAUCCUCCUGACUCUCUUUUUGCAGCUUGAAGCGGAGUCUAUUUCGUUACGAUGUCGGCUUUCUAACAUUGACUAUGCUGGCAUCGUGCUUUUUAUGUCAUCAUUAACUUCGUUUCUUAUACCUCUCGCGUGGGGAGGAGUCAUCUACCCUUGGACCUCAUGGCACACCCUGGUCCCGUUGAUAUUUGGAGCAGCGGGUUUAAUUGCGUUCAUGACCUACGAGCAUCAUGUCGCUCGCAAUCCGUUCAUCCCGCCACUGAUUUACUCGAAUGUCUCCUCCGCUAUUAAUUACCUCGGUGUAUUCCUUCUUGGACUCAUCAUGUGGACCUUACUAUACUACCUACCAUUAUAUUACGAAGCCGUCAAAGGAUACAGCACUACCGUCGCAGGUCUCGCUAUCUUCCCACAGACUCUAACAAUCGGACCAGUGGGUAUUGGUGUUUCCAUUGCUAUCGCCAAAUUGGGCCGCUACCGCUGGGCAUUAUGGACAGGCUGGGUUGUAUGCACCAUCGGGCUCGGCCUCCUUUACCCCCUGGGUGUGGAAACUAGAAUCGCACAGUGGAUCUUCCUCAACGUGCCGGUGGGUCUUGGCAUCGCGUUUCUGCUGCCCUCCAUUAUGCUGGGGAUGCAGGCCUCUGCACCACCGGAGCUUAUACCCAUGUCUGUUACAUUGUUUGGCACGUUCCGCAGUCUUGGUCGUGGUGUGGGAGUUACUCUUGGCGGGGUUAUUUUUCAGAAUCGCAUGAAGGUUUAUGUACGACAGAUUCCGCAUCUGGCGGAUAAGGCUGCGGAGUACUCACGAGAUGCGUCUGCUUUGGUGCGGGUGAUUGAGAUGGUGGCGGUUCAGGACGAUAGGGUGAAUUUACGGACAGCAUAUGCAAAGUCGUUGGGGGAUGUUUGGGUUGCGCUGGGCUCUGCUUCAGCGGUGGGGCUUAUCACCAGCUUGUUUGUGAAGGGGCACACAAUGAAUAAGGGGAUUGAAACACGGCAGCCGCUGAAGGGGGCUCGCUCUGAUGACUCUACUGAGGGCCAAGUCAAGAUGAAGAAUAUGAUCUCACAGAACGAAAAACCAGAGUCAAGAUCUUGA
Molecule: messenger RNA, 1632 nt
Organism: Aspergillus alliaceus
Lineage: Eukaryota; Fungi; Ascomycota; Eurotiomycetes; Eurotiales; Aspergillaceae
Product: major facilitator superfamily domain-containing protein
Exons: 2
Coding region: 1-1632 (543 amino acids)
Biological process (GO): transmembrane transport
Molecular function (GO): transmembrane transporter activity
Source: RefSeq, a predicted model, not a curated record